This is a messenger RNA of Ostrea edulis (European flat oyster), 2977 nucleotides long. RefSeq lists its product as uncharacterized. The record is from RefSeq and is a predicted model, not a curated record. The coding region runs from base 320 to 871 and encodes 183 amino acids. Gene Ontology annotation, molecular function: zinc ion binding; nucleic acid binding. The transcript has 4 exons. Lineage: Eukaryota; Metazoa; Mollusca; Bivalvia; Ostreida; Ostreidae.
CUUCUUUAUUGAAAAGAGGGCGGUCAUGUUCCUGUCCUUCCCCCUCCCCCGAAUUUUACGUGCCUACUGGUGCCGAGUUGAGUUGUGCCUCCUUGAUCCGAACAAACGACCGAACUCGGUGUCUCUUUUAGAAAAGUAUUAACCGUGUGCAAAGUGUCGUGUGCAAAACAGCAAAAUUGAGCGCCAAGGAAGAACGUGGUACACAGGGUUGAGGAGGCGAGGAGAGGAGAGGAGAGAUUAUUGAGAGGUGACGUGCAAAGUGGUGUGGUUUUUACAUCAGUUUUUGCCGAGUUAAAUACAGUGAACAAGAAGAAGAAACAUGGGUGACAGCAGCUGCUACAAGUGUGGAAAGCCAGGCCACUUUGCCCGGGAGUGUCGUAGUGGAGGAGGAGGAGGAGGAGGAGGUGGUGGCAGAGGGGGAUUUAGAGGAGGAAGACGCGGUGGAGGAGGGGGAGGAGGUGGUGACAAAUGUUACAACUGUGGAAAGUCUGGACACUUUGCCAGGGAGUGCACUAGUGAUCCCCAGGACCGCCGCGGUGGCGGCGGAGGAGGUGGUGGUGGUGGGGGAGCCUGCUACACCUGUGGGGAAGAGGGCCAUUUAUCUCGAGAUUGCCCUGAUCGUGACAGCAAAGGGGGAGCCGGUGGAGACAAGGAAUGUUACAACUGUAACAGGGUUGGACAUAUUUCUCGGGACUGCCCCGAUGGACGCCGCGGUGGUGGUGGUGGCGGCGGGGGUCGGGAACCGACUUGCUAUAACUGUGGCGAGUCUGGACACAUCUCCCGUGAAUGCAGAAGCAGCAGCAAGAACGUGAAAUGUUACAACUGUAACGAGAUGGGCCACUACGCCCGUGACUGCCCCACCGAGGACUAGCACGGCACAGAUUCGCCAUUCCUUACGUUAUCCAGGGAAUUGAGAACUAACUAUUUUGAAGAAGAAAAAAAUCUUAUAUUGUAAAUCUAUGAUUCUUGUGUAAAGGAGCAUCAAAUUUUUGUUUGGUAGUGGAUAUUUUUUUAGCCUCAAUAUGAUUCAUAUUUGUUGGAAUUUUUCAGAUGGAAGAUUUCUACUUGGCAAAUCGAGACAAAAAUCAUGUUGUGAAGAAGUUAUUUUUCAUUGUCAAAAGUUCAUGGCAUAAUGAAUCAUAUUAAGGAUAUUUGUGAUGAAGAUGGUAUACCGUAUCAUUUUGUAAUGUUAAUCCAUGUCUGAUGUUGGAGAGAAAAAUAGUCACAAUAGACAUGUAAUUUACUGUCCCUUGUCUACCAUGUCGACAUCAGAAUCAAGAGCAGAUUUUUCUGUUGCAGAGUUAAUUUUGUUAACAGACAAUGUGAAGGCAUUUACUAAUGUGCUUUAGUGAUAUAUCAAAUGCUUAAGAACUAAUUCAAGAAUGCUAAAAUAGUUUUGAUUAUUCAUUAGUAAUUAGACAUAAAUUUUUUUUUCAAGCUUUCAAAAAGUAACUGAAUCAUUUGCUCUUGAAAAGCUCUCCAAGACGAGGGAUGCAGCCGACUGCAACUCCUUGAACUGGCAUUUGCAAAUGGCUUUCUAGAUGAUUGUGAAGAGUCAGCUUGGAGAGUUCAUGGAAUUCUGUACAUAAUGGUUUUCAUUGUUAAUUUGUAACUCCAGAGGUCGUGUGAUGUCCGAGGUGAAAAGGUCAGGGAGACAUCCAUUCCAAUCUCGAGGUUUUCCACCUAUAAAUGGUUUGCUUGUUAAGUUAAAAUGUAUGGGACCUACCAGAAAGGUUUCUAAGUACAAAGUAUUACAUUGAGAUCAAAAUGCAUGAGAGACUUCGAUCAAUGUCUAGUUUUGUAGAAAGUUUAAUCUAGAAGUAUGGUCUCUGGGAAAAUCUGAUGGGUUCGUGAAGAUUACAUGCAUGAGUCUUUUGUAAGAUGCCAGAUGAAUCUUAUUGAAGAUGCAUGUUGUGUAUAUUGGGUUCAAGUGAAGCUAAAAAAAAAUUAAAAGAUUGGAGGGAUUUUAAAAGGUAGCAGUACCAAAGUGAGAAGAGAUGGUGAAAUUGUAUUGCCAGUAGUUAUUGAUAUUUUAAAUGGAACAGACUGUUGAAGUAGAAGAGAACAAAUUCAAACUUAAGCGAGAAACAUCUGAGAAAAACCUUAUUGUUUAUGGGAUAUUUUAUUGUAUUUUUUAAGAACGUUUAAGGUUGAAUAAUUUUUUUUUGUAUCUUUACAAGUGAUUGAUUAGAUGAUGGUGUUCAAAGGAACAUUUACCAUUGACACGCCAAAAAAAAAUUGUAAAAUGUGCAAUUCUCAUUAUACAUGUAUUCCAGUUAAAUAUUCAAGAGAAUAGUGGCUUUAGAUGGAAUGCCGGACUAUUUUCUUGAAGAGAAAAAAAAAUGUAUUUUGCCCAAUUGACAACACUUGUUAAACGGAAUGGUUACACUUGUACAUUGUUCGUACCUUGAGUGUUCAUUGUACAGUAAGUUGUUUUGCGAUUGUUGAUUGGGCAUAAUACCGUUAGGUUGAGGUGGUGAGCGUGACGGGAGAUAAUGUGGUCUCCGGAUGGGUGGUCAUGGAUGGAUGCACUGAUUCUGCAUGACUGCCCAUCACAGAGCAGAGGAGGAGUAAAAGAAACACACUCUCAAAGGCAGCUGAUUCUGUGACCCACGUGGAAGGAGUUUUUGUAUAUUUAUAAUGUACCCUUUUUAUUUUUAAGUAGCCUUAAAUUGGCUUGCGAAUUCAUUUAAAAUCGACUUUGUUUGCUGAUUUGCAUGUUUAACUGAAAGUGAAAAAUAUCUGUAUGAAAUGUUAAAUUCAUAUCACCUCUGAGGCUUUUUGCGGAUGAAGAGUAAGUCGUCCAUUUAUUUAGAUCUGUGCUUUAUGGAGAAUGUUGAUGCAGCAUUCAAGGUUGAUUUUUGCUCACUGCUGUUUAAAAAUAAAGUAAUAUUUUGAUCCGUGUAUAUUUGCAGCAGUUAUAUUAGUUGAUUGAAAUUGGAGACGUGAUAAAAAAUAAAGAAAAUAUAGUAACGAA